AUGCCGACCAGAAACAUCGCCAUCGGCGGAGUCCAAGCAGAAGUGACUCACCCCAACGCACUUAGGGCAGCACUCGCUGAGUUUAUCUCAACUUUGAUCUUUGUCUUCGCCGGCUCAGGCUCCGGCAUAGCUUUCAACAAGCUCACUGACAAUGGAGCCACCACUCCUUCCGGCCUCGUCGCUGCUGCCUUAGCUCAUGCUUUCGGUCUCUUCGUCGCGGUUGCGGUCGGCGCAAACAUCUCCGGUGGUCAUGUUAACCCAGCCGUUACAUUCGGUGCAUUCAUCGGUGGUAACAUCACUCUACUCCGUGGUAUUCUCUAUUGGAUUGCUCAACUUCUUGGCUCCGUCGUCGCUUGCUUCCUCCUUAAAUUCGCUACCGGUGGCUUGCCUGUUCCAGCAUUCGGUCUCUCUGAUGGAGUCGGAUCCUUAAACGCUUUCGUCUUCGAGAUCGUAAUGACCUUCGGACUCGUCUACACCGUCUACGCAACCGCCAUCGACCCGAAAAACGGUAGUCUUGGAACAAUCGCACCAAUAGCCAUAGGUUUCAUCGUUGGAGCUAACAUCCUCGCUGGUGGAGCUUUCAGUGGAGCCUCAAUGAACCCAGCCGUAGCUUUCGGACCAGCCGUGGUGAGCUGGUCGUGGAGCAACCACUGGGUUUACUGGGCUGGUCCUCUUGUCGGUGGUGGACUCGCCGGAAUUAUCUACGACUUUGUGUACAUCGAUGAAAACGCCCACGAGCAAUUGCCCACUACUGAUUACUGA
This is a messenger RNA of Arabis nemorensis, 762 nucleotides long. The record is from the annotation of a GenBank genome assembly. Lineage: Eukaryota; Viridiplantae; Streptophyta; Magnoliopsida; Brassicales; Brassicaceae.